Molecule: messenger RNA, 1858 nt
Organism: Erigeron canadensis
Lineage: Eukaryota; Viridiplantae; Streptophyta; Magnoliopsida; Asterales; Asteraceae
Product: beta-caryophyllene synthase-like
Exons: 7
Coding region: 21-1664 (547 amino acids)
Biological process (GO): diterpenoid biosynthetic process
Molecular function (GO): magnesium ion binding; terpene synthase activity
Source: RefSeq, a predicted model, not a curated record
AGUAAAUUUGUUAUAGAAACAUGAGUGCUAAACAAAAGGAUGUUAAUCGCCCCAUUGCCAACUUUCCUCCAAGUGUGUGGGGGGAUGAGUUUCUUAUCUACAAAGAGCAAACCGAGCUACUUGAUGUACAAGAAACAAUCAGAAAUUUGAAAGAAGAUGUGAGAAAAGAUAUAAUGACAUCUAUAGAUGUUCAAAUGGAACAUACAGAAUUGUUAAAACUGAUUGAUUCAAUCCAACGCCUUGGCAUAGCUUAUAUAUUCGAAGACGAAAUUAAGCAAGCCUUGCAACAUAUUCAUGAUGUUUAUGGUGACAAGUGGAACGGCGGUAGCCCUUCUCUUUGGUUUCGACUCCUACGACAGCAAGGCUUUUCUGUUUCUUGUGAUAUAUUCAACAACUACAAAGACAAAGAUGGGUCUUUUAAGGAAUCGUUAAUGAACGAUGCCCAAGGUUUGCUUGAGCUAUAUGAGGCAACAUAUUUGAGGGUACAAGGCGAAGAUAUACUAGACGAGGCUCUUGUAUUUACAAGAACUCGUCUUGAAAACAUUGCAAAUGAGCUUGUUCAAAGCAACCAUGCCUUGUCUACCCAAAUAACUGAGGCACUAAAACAACCUAUACAUAAAAGGCUGCCAAGAUUGGAAGCGUUGCGCUACAUUCCUUUCUAUCAGCAACAAGCUUCUCAUAACGAGUCGUUACUUAAACUUGCCAAAUUAGAUUUCAACUUGCUUCAGUCAUUCCAUAGGAAGGAACUUAGCCAACUUACAAGGUGGUGGAAAGGUUUUGAUGUCCCAAAAAAUCUACCAUAUGCAAGAGAUAGAUUGGUUGAAUGUUACUUUUGGGCACUUGGUGUGUACUUUGAGCCACAAUAUUCUCAUUCUAGAAUGUUUCUAGCAAAAGUUAUCUCAAUGGCAACCGUUCUUGAUGACACUUAUGAUGUCUAUGGUACUUAUGAAGAACUCCAAAUAUUUACUGAAGCAAUUCAAAGGUGGUCGAUUGCAUGUAUGGAUGUACUUCCAGAAUACAUGAAACUGAUAUUCCAGGCACUCAUCGAUAUCUACGAAGAAAUGGAAGAAAUCUUGACAAAGGAGGGAAAAUCAUAUCAACUUAGCCAUGCCAAAGAGUCGAUGAAAGAGUUUAUUAGAAGCUAUAUGAUGGAAGCAAAAUGGGCAAAUGAAGGGUACGUACCAACAACAGAGGAGAACAUGUCACUUAGGUAUGUGAGCAGCGGUUAUGGCAUGCUCGCAACAACAUGUUUGGUUGGCAUGGGAGAUAUAGCCACACACGAGUCGAUGAAAUGGGCUCUCGGAGGACCUCCUCUUGUCAAAGCUUCUUGUGCAAUUGCUAGACUCAUGGAUGAUAUCUUCUCUCAAAAGGAGGAGAAAGAAAGAAAGCAUGUCGUAUCCAGUGUUGAAAGUUACAUGAAGGAACACAAUGUGACAGAGGAGUAUGUUCACAAAUUAUUUAACAAGAAAGUUGAAGACACAUGGAAAGAUAUAAACCACGAGUCCCUCAUGUGUAAAGAUGUUCCGAUGCCUAUAAUAAUGCGUGUGAUCAACUUGGCACGGGUCAUGGAUGUUCUAUACAAAACUAAAGAUAGUUUCACAAAUGUGGGAGACGAACUCAUCAAUCAUAUCAAAUCGUUGCUUACACGUGAUAUGGUCAUAUGAAUUCCAGUUAUUCAUGUCAGGUGGUCGAACCGUUCAAUAUAUGAACUUGUAAUAAGUACUUGGUUGUUUCUUUGUCAAUUAAUGUGUUUGGUUUUGGCCAUCUCAACAUUAUAUCGAAUAAGGUCUAAUUAAAGUAAUUUGGCAUGAUGUUUCACCUUGUAUGCUAUAUCGCUAUAUUCAUGCGACUUUAUAUA